CAUUAAUUAGGCUGAUUUGAUUGAUUUAAGAGCUAGAGGACGGUUGACGGGCCGCGCCCACUAGACCAGGUGAGGAGUGUCGAUGGGACCGCCCCUAGUGGUGGCGUCUCGCUCGCACUCAGCGCUUGGGAUGGGAGGACGGUGACGGUUUUGACGUAGUGCGGGCCAUCGGGGGGCGACUAUAAAUAGGCAACAGACGGAGCGGUGAGCAGGAAAUCAGCGCCCGUUUAAGUGUCCGAGCGGUUGUCGCGUGCUAGCGGAGCCCUGAAAACGCGCAAACUUUCCUGCUGUAAUCGCGUGUGCCACUGGCCCCGGGAAUGUUGUGCUGUCCACUCGGCUGACCCGAUCGAUCGUUACCGUUGCCCCAAAUCAGCCGCCCCGGGACUUCCGCCCCAAUCAACCCCAAUCUGUUUUAAUAAGGGCGAUUAGGGUCGCUGAUCAGGUUCCGCGAUGGCCCAUCUAGUGACCAGUGCGGUUGCCAAGUACCACGACGUGCUGGACAACAAGAGCGAUCCGCGGGUGCAGGCCUGGCCCAUGAUGGGCAGCCCGUUGCCCACGCUGGGCAUCUGUCUGUUCUACGCGUACUUUUCGCGGGUGUUGGGGCCGCGCCUCAUGGAGAACCGGAAGCCGUUCAGCCUCAAGGGGCUGCUCAUCGUCUACAACCUGUUCCAGACGCUGUUCAGCGGCUGGAUCUUCUAUGAGUACUUGAUGAGCGGCUGGUGGGGCAGCUACAGUUUCCGGUGCCAGCCGGUCGACUACUCGGACAGCCCCAUGGCGCUGCGGAUGGCGCGCACCUGCUGGUGGUACUACAUCUCCAAGUUCACCGAGUUCUUCGACACGCUGUUCUUCAUUCUGCGCAAGAAGAACAGCCACGUGUCCACGCUGCACGUGAUCCAUCACGGCUGCAUGCCCUUCUCCGUGUGGAUGGGGAUGAAGUUCGCGCCGGGCGGGCACAGCACCUUCUUCGCCCUGCUCAACACCUUCGUGCACAUCGUGAUGUACUUCUACUACAUGGUGUCCGCGAUGGGGCCCGAGUUCCAGCGCUUCUUGUGGUGGAAGCGCUACCUCACCUCCUUCCAGAUGCUCCAGUUCGUCGCCAUCUUCGCCCACCAGUUCCAGCUGCUGUUCACCGAGUGCGACUACCCGAAGUCGUUCAUGAUCUGGAUCGCCGUCCACGGCCUCUUGUUCCUGUUCCUCUUCUCCGACUUCUACAAGGUGAACUACAGCAAGGGGGCGAAGCGCCCCAAUCAGGGCGCGUGUAUGCCGGUGGAAGGGGGCGCAGCGCAGGAGGCGCGCAGCGCCGGCGGCUCGCUCAAGAGCAACUACAUCCAGAGCGAGUUCUCCGACUCGUACAAGGCGUGCUACUCGAACGGAAGCACCAGGGGCUUCGUGUCGCAGACCUGGGAGAAGAAGGCCGAGUAGCCGGCGCGCCCCCAGUCACACCAUCAGUGCCUAAUGUUAAGACUGCCCCCGGGGGCAUUGUUUAUUAUCCUCCACCUGUAUGGUAUUUUUGUAAAUAAACCCGCUUAGUUAAA
Messenger RNA from Dendroctonus ponderosae (mountain pine beetle), 1535 nucleotides. RefSeq names its product elongation of very long chain fatty acids protein AAEL008004. The record is from RefSeq and is a predicted model, not a curated record. Gene Ontology annotation, cellular component: endoplasmic reticulum membrane. Gene Ontology annotation, molecular function: fatty acid elongase activity. Lineage: Eukaryota; Metazoa; Arthropoda; Insecta; Coleoptera; Curculionidae. Bases 451 to 1422 code for a protein of 323 amino acids. The transcript has 6 exons. Gene Ontology annotation, biological process: fatty acid elongation, saturated fatty acid; sphingolipid biosynthetic process; fatty acid elongation, monounsaturated fatty acid.